Mesocricetus auratus (golden hamster) is the source of this 2265-nucleotide messenger RNA. RefSeq names its product aquaporin 11 (gene Aqp11). Gene Ontology annotation, molecular function: channel activity. The coding region runs from base 260 to 1075 and encodes 271 amino acids. The transcript has 3 exons. Gene Ontology annotation, biological process: transmembrane transport. Lineage: Eukaryota; Metazoa; Chordata; Mammalia; Rodentia; Cricetidae. The record is from RefSeq and is a predicted model, not a curated record. Gene Ontology annotation, cellular component: cytoplasm; membrane.
GCUCUGCUGACCGUUGCCCCUCCGCCGGUGCUCAGGGACAGCUCCCUUGCCGCCUCGCCUCCCCUCCCCUCCCCGGCUCCGGUCACAUCUCCACAGUGCAGCCGGGGAGGGGAGGAGCCCUCCAGCGCGGAACCGGGGCUCUCGGCUCGGCCCGCCCUGAGGGGCGUGGGAAGGCGGGGCUGCGGACUUCGGACUCCAGCCCCCAACGCUCGGCUAUCCCUGACGCCCUCAGCUAUCUAUCCCUGGCUCUGAGGGAGCCAUGUCCGCGCUACUGGGGCUCCGGCCCGAGGUGCAGGACACCUGCACCUCGCUGGGGCUGAUGCUGUUGGUCGUUCUGCUCAUGGGGCUGGCCCGCGUGAUCGCCCGGCAACAGCUGCACAGGCCCAUGGCCCACGCCUUCGUCCUGGAGUUUCUAGCCACCUUCCAGCUCUGCUGCUGCACCCAUGAGCUCCAACUGCUGAGCGAGAAGGAAACCGCGCACCCCACUUGGACGCUGACACUGAUCUACUUUUUUUCCUUGGUGCAUGGUCUGACUCUGGUGGGCACAGCUAGCAACCCGUGCGGCGUGUUGAUGCAGAUGAUUCUAGGGGGUAUGUCCCCCGAGACCGGUGCCAUGAGGUUGUUGGCUCAGCUGGUUAGCGCCCUAUGCAGCAGGUACUGCGUAAGUGCCCUUUGGAGCCUUAGUCUGACCAAGUACCACUUCAUUGAGAGGAGCUUAGCUUGCAAGAAUCCCAUCCACACGGACAUGUCCAAAGCGAUCAUCACGGAAGCCAUCUGCUCCUUUAUUUUCCACAGCGCUCUACUGCACUUCCAGGAGGUCCGAACCAAGCUUCGCAUCCACUUGCUGGCUGCACUCAUCACCUUUUUGGCCUAUGCAGGAGGGAGCCUCACUGGAGCACUGUUUAACCCGGCUCUGGCGCUUUCACUGCACUACCCGUGCUUUGACGAAUCCUUCUAUCAGUUUUUUGUAGUAUACUGGCUUGCUCCUUCUCUAGGUGUGUUGUUGAUGAUCCUGAUGUUCAGCUUUUUCCUUCCGUGGCUGCACAACAACCAAAUGACUAAUAAAAAGGAAUAACCACUCCCAAAGACUCAAACUAUGUCACAGGACAGCCAAGCUGAAUGUGACAGAUGUGAUCACUUUUCAAACUCUGCCUGCACUGGACUCGUCACUGUUUCAACUGCCUUUGUGGAAGGUGUCUUAAUGUUUUCACUACCUGGACUUAAGUGUACUGUGAAAGUGAGGUAGCCUGUCUUUCUCGGUUAAGACUUGUUCUUUUGAGUGAUGUAUUAAAUGCUGCUAGAGAAGGCUUAAUCAUUAAACCUCUAUAAAUCCAAGGCGAUUACUCACUUCGAUGAAAGGCAAGUGAAUACAAAGUUAAGUCCGGGAGGACCACUGGUUGAGCAGGACCAAAGAAAUUCUGUGUUGUGUCCCUCUGAAUGAGCUGGACUCCAAAGCUCAACUGUCUCACUCACAGAGCUAAAGAAGGUGUUUUUCAGUCAUAUCCUCCUGACACUAUCAGUGAUGGCGCCUUUUAAUAGAAAAGUCGGUUUGGGAAAUACCUUUUAUAUCCACUCAUCAACAGGUUUCCCACUGGUUUGAUACAGGGAAGGUCUCACUUGUGCCUGGCUGGCCUGAAGCUUCCUAUGCCUCAAACGUGCAGCGAUCCUUUUGCCUCUGCCUCCCAAGUGCUGGGAUUAGAGGGGUGUGCCGCCACAACCAGGGUUUUUGUUUUUGUUUGGGGGUAUGGUCUCUCAUGAUGUAGCACAGGCUAGCCUUGAACUCACCAUCCUCUUGAAUUGCUAGAAUUGUAAGUAUAUACUACCACAACUGCCUCAGGCUUCAUAGAUUUUAAAUAUAUUCUAAUGCCUAAAAUAUUUCUCUUGAGUAGACAAUUUAAGUCAAAUUGUCUCCUUUAAUAGAAUAUAGUAAAAUACCCACACACAGCCAUGAUUUGAUCUUUUCGCUUUCACAAUUGCACUUGACAGCUACCUGGAGACGAGCAGGUAGGUUUUCCAUGCUGCUUUAGUUCUGUAAUGAUAUACUGACAUACUCAAAUGACAUUCUAAAGACGAAAUGUGGAAAUAAACUCAACCUCCAUUGUACAAGAUCGGAAGCUAGGCUAGAGGUGUGCUUUGUGGUCCCACCCACCGUCAAAGAGGUAAAUGUAACUCUACACUAACAUUUCAGCAACAAAACUUCUUUUCAGUUGUCACCAACUGGAGGAAAGGUGCUGAGGAAACAUUAAAUUCUUUUUAUUAAAUUUA